CCUUUUCAUUACAUUUUCCAACUGACUGACACCAUUACGCUUCUCUUCCUUCCUGGGAAGAAGUUAGUUGUUAAACCUUUGCAGCAGUGAAUUGUGGCUAUACUCAAUCAGCAUGGCUGUCACUGGGGGAAUCAAGUGUGUGAAAUAUCUCAUGUUUAUCUUCAACGUUUUCUUCUGGAUUGCAGGUACUGCUGUCUUCGCUGUAGGCUUGUGGCUAAGAUUAGACCCCAAAACCAAAGGCUUGUUUGAAGGACCAGACUCUCCAUAUGUUUUUUAUACAGGUGUAUAUAUCCUGAUAGGUGCUGGAGCACUGAUGAUGGUGGUGGGUUUUCUUGGAUGUUGUGGGGCAAUCCAGGAGUCUCCCUGUAUGCUGGGACUGUUCUUCUUCUUCCUGCUUAUCAUAUUUGCCAUUGAGGUGGCAGCUGGUAUCUGGGGAUUUUCCAACCAAAGCAAGGUGGUGAAUGACAUCACAACAUUUUACAUGCAAACCCACAACAACUACAAGGCAACAGGGGAUGAGCGCCUUAAAGAGACACUAAUUGUGAUUCAAAAAGGGCUGAACUGCUGUGGACCAACAAAUAAACCACAAGAUGCUGCCAAGGACACCUGCCCCCCUCGAGACCUGCUUGAGGGCCUCAUUACAAAGAGCUGCCCUGAUGCCAUUGAUGAGGUGUUUGACUCCAAACUACACAUCAUAGGAGGAGUGGGCGUCACCAUUGGUGUUGUUAUGGUGUUUGGGAUGAUCUUCAGCAUGCUCCUGUGCUGCGCCAUCAGGAAGUCUCGGGAGGUGGUGUGACACCCGCCAUGACACCCUAAACUCUUUGUUAAUGUUGCAUGAUGUUUUUCCUCGAGUCCCAUGACUCUACACUGCCAAUAAAAACACAGCUUGGCCAAGGGUGGAAACCCAAGACAGGCCGGGUGCAGACAUUUUCAUACUAUUUCAUUAUACAUUAAUAACAGCCGAGCUGCUGACACUUAGGCCCACCUUACUGGAAUAUGUUAAUGCAAUGUGGUAAUUUGGCCCAUUUAUAAUAUGGGUGUCAUCUGUGCUUCAGUGACUAUGUAGUACAGAAAUGUGACAUCUUGUGGUCAUUUGAUUGAAAUUAGUGUUUGUGAACAGCUUAUUAUCUAAACAAAAGAUCGUGUUGUGUACUGGUCACAUUUUGCACCUACUGGCAAGAAAAGUCACAAUCUAGGGCCAUCAAAAACACCCGCCAUCACGUCAGCACAACACAGCAGUAGCCAGUGCAACUCUACCAUCCUCUUCUUAAGACGCAGGAGUCAAACCUUGGUGACGAGAAGCCAAUUGAAUACUGAGCCCCCCCCCGCCCCAGUUAGAUUAGAGUAGCACUUUGGGUUUUUUCAUUGUCACGAUUGAUUUGUUCCUUUUAUUUCAUCCUCUUUACAAAAUUGCCUUUCAUUUUGUCACUGUUUUGUUUUUUAAAUUUGUUUUUUUUAUAUAUAUAUAUGUAAAACAAAAAGUAUGCACUUAGCUGGUUCUAUGCUAAAUUGGUGUGAAUGAUGUAUUUUAUAAUGUCAUUAUCAUUUUAAAGAAAUUGAGUUUAUUUAUACCAUAUGCACUGUUUUACAGAGACAUCAAUUAAAAGAACCAAAUAAAGUAAAAAAAAAA
Messenger RNA from Labrus bergylta (ballan wrasse), 1630 nucleotides. RefSeq names its product CD9 molecule a (gene cd9a). Lineage: Eukaryota; Metazoa; Chordata; Actinopteri; Labriformes; Labridae. The record is from RefSeq and is a predicted model, not a curated record. Gene Ontology annotation, cellular component: plasma membrane.